Podarcis raffonei (Aeolian wall lizard) is the source of this 2126-nucleotide messenger RNA. It is a transcript of the gene WDR76, whose product is annotated as WD repeat domain 76. Gene Ontology annotation, cellular component: nucleus. Gene Ontology annotation, biological process: regulation of DNA damage checkpoint. The record is from RefSeq and is a predicted model, not a curated record. The transcript has 13 exons. Gene Ontology annotation, molecular function: DNA binding; protein binding. NCBI's taxonomy places the organism in Eukaryota, Metazoa, Chordata, Lepidosauria, Squamata, Lacertidae. Bases 99 to 1961 code for a protein of 620 amino acids.
AGGAAGAGGAGGAGGAGGAGCAGAAUUGGCGCCUUUUCCCCGCCCUGCGCGGAGCCCAGGAAGCCGCUUCAGCGCGCGGGAAAGGAAGGGAAGCCAGGAUGAGUGAGCCGGCCGGCAUGGAGACGGAGCGGAUAGUGGUCGAGGAGGAGAAAGAAGCGGUGGCGUUGAUCCAGCAGCGGGAGCAGGAGACAACACCCACUGAAAAUGCGACCACAUGUCUCCCCAGAAGCCCUGUGAAGAGUAAGACUUUGACAAAACAAAUCAGAAUUCUUCUCACGCCUGUGUCAGCCACAUGUGGAGAACACAACAAGCAUUUGCCUCAGAAACGUUUGUUAGAGCAAUUUUCCAGCUGUGAGGAGUCUUUCGGUAAAGAACCCAAAGCCAAGAAAAUCUGUAGUGAUUAUUCAAGUCCAGAAACAAGGGCUAUAUCUCAUGGAGUAAGCGAGGUAGUCUCCAACACGGAUUCUCACAGAUGUGGUUCAGUCGUAGAGGCUGUCAGCAGUGAUUUGGAGACUGAUGGGGAUUCCGAGAGUGACAGAAAUGAUGAGGAAGUCUCAACACAACUAUCAGCUUAUGAGAGGAAAAGACUGAAGAACAUAACAGAAAAUGCCAAAUUUUUUGCUUCCCUGAAGCUGUUUGAGUCGGCAGCAAGUCUUCGUAAUAUGACAGCCAGAGUGCAGUCUCCAAAAAUACAAAGAAUUAAACAUUCCAAGGCAAAAACUGAGACAACUUGUCGAAGAUCAAUGCGCUUGCAAAAAGUGGAUCCACUGAGCAUUCCCUUGCCAGAAGCACAAGCACAACCAGAACCUUCAGUAGACGAAUAUCCUCGUUUGCCACCUGGACCGCUUCAGAUGAUACCCAUAGAUCAAGAGGAAGGAAAUGAUGUAACUGAAGGUUUUCUGAAUAUGUGGGCAAAAAUAAGUCAGGUAGAGCCUAAGGUGAUUGAGACGCCUACAUGUAACUUGGAAAGUUACCAAGCUCAUCUGCAUAAAAUGGUCCUCCGAGAAGAUUGUGUAGCAAAAGUGGUCCGAAACCGGAUUCACUCCGUGGCUAUCCAUCCAUCUGAAAGCAGAACUUUAGUAGCAGCUGGAGACAAGUGGGGACAGAUCGGUCUCUGGGAUUUGGACAGCGGAUUGGAAGAUGGAGUACACACCUUUGUUCCCCAUAGCCAGCCAGUUAGCUGUAUGUAUUUUUCUCUGUCUAAUCCUGCUCAUCUUCUAUCUGUGAGCCACGACGGCACGUUACGACGUGGGGAUGUAACCAGAGCGGUCUUUGAUGAGGUGUACAGAAAUGAAGAGGACAACCUUUCCUCAUUUGAUUUCUUGGCUGCAGAUGCCUCUACUCUGAUAGUGGGAACGUGGGAUGGAGAGGUAGCUGUAGUAGAUCAGAGAACGCCAGGAGUUUCCGCUGAGCUUUUUGUAGAACUUAAUUCGAAGAAGACAAGGACCAUCCAUACCAACCCACUCAGCAGACAUUAUUUCGUAGCUGCUGGAGCAGGGGAUGUUGCUAUUUAUGAUGUUCGGCACCUGAAGGCGAGUGGCAGCAAGCCCGUGGUCUCUCUUGCCGGGCACACCAAGAGUGUUGCUUCUGCUUAUUUUUCACCUGUGACUGGCAACAGGGUGCUGACUACUUGUGCUGAUGAUACAUUGAGGAUCUUUGAAACCACAUGUAUCUCAUCUUCAGUCCCUGUUCUCACAACUAUCAGGCAUAAUAACUACACGGGACGGUGGCUCACAAGGUUCAGAGCUAUUUGGGACCCAAAGAGGGAUGACUGCUUUGUGGUGGGGAGUAUGUCUCGACCAAGGCAAAUUGAAGCCUUUCAUGCGACAGGAGAUUUGGUCCAUUCCUUCCUCAGCGAAGUCUACCUUGGCUCUGUUUGUUCCAUCAAUGCCUGGCACCCUACCAGGUACAUUCUUGCAGGUGGUAACUCUAGUGGCCGCCUCCAUGUUUUCAAAGAGUGAAAAAAAGUUGAAGAGAAUGUUGAACCAUCAGGUAACAAAGAGUAUGAGUUGCAUUUUGGUUGUGUUAGAACUUUGUCGCUGGAGAAAGACAAAUAUAUUCAAUUUCAAAACUUUCUAAGUGAUAUAGAUUACCAAUAACAGAAAUAAAUAAGGCUAGCCUUGUUA